ACUAGACAUAAAAAAUAAAGUUAUAUAAGAUUGUGUUCUUGCAAGUUCCAAGUGCAUUAACCGAUCUUCCUUUGUGAAGCCUUUUAUUUUAUAAGCCAUCUUCUUAUUGAACUAGUUUUCGCAUACAUUCUUUCAAGUACUCCAGCUUCCACUUAAGAAUGCAGACCACUAGAAUGGGCCAAUGGUUAUGUCUUGUGAUAUGUGUAGUACUAUUACUGAAGGCAGAAGGGGUUCCUGUGGGAAUCACUUUUGUUGAAAAUGCAGUGGCAAAAGGAGCUGUUUGUUUGGAUGGGAGUCCACCAGCUUACCACUUCCAUAAGGGAUCUGGAGCAGGGAUUAACAACUGGAUAGUUCACUUUGAGGGAGGAGGAUGGUGCAACAAUGCCACUUCAUGCCUUGACCGAAGGGAUACUCGUUUAGGUUCAUCUAAGAAAAUGGCCAAGGAACUUUCCUUUUCUGGAUUUUUUAGUAAUGGUCGAAAGUUCAAUCCAGAUUUCUAUGAUUGGAACAGAAUCAAGGUUAGGUAUUGUGAUGGAUCAUCAUUUACUGGUGAUGUUGAAGCUGUUGAUCCAGCAACCAAUUUGCACUUCAGAGGAGCAAGAAUUUUUGCUGCUGUGGUUGAGGAUUUACUGGCAAAAGGAAUGAAAAACGCUCAAAAUGCAAUUAUCUCUGGAUGUUCAGCUGGAGGAUUGGCUGCUAUUUUAAAUUGUGAUCGAUUCAAAAGUCUUUUACCCAAAACAACUAAAGUAAAAUGCCUUGCAGAUGCUGGUUAUUUUAUCAACGUAAAGGAUGUCUCCGGAGCACAGCGCAUUGAAGAGUUCUACAGUCAAGUUGUUCAAACACAUGGCUCAGCAAAGAAUCUGCCUUCAUCUUGCACUUCAAGACUCAGACCAGGGCUGUGCUUUUUCCCACAAAACGUGGUAUCACAAAUCAGCACCCCAAUCUUUUUUGUAAAUGCAGCCUAUGACUCAUGGCAGAUCAAGAACAUUUUGGCACCUGGUGUUGCUGAUCCCCAUGGCCAAUGGCGUGAGUGCAAGCUUGAUAUAAAAAACUGCUCACCAAAUCAACUCGGUGUGAUGCAAGGAUUCAGAACAGAUUUCUUAAGGGCAUUUAGUGAGGUCGGAAACUCUCCAACUAAAGGGAAUUUUAUAGAUGGUUGCUAUGCACACUGCCAAACUGGAACUCAAGAGACAUGGAUGAGAAAUGACUCUCCAGUGUUGGCCAAUACUUCAAUUGCAAAGGCUGUGGGAGAUUGGUUUUAUGAUCGAAGGCCUUUCCGUCAGAUAGAUUGCGCAUACCCUUGCAAUCCCACUUGCCAUAAUCGUAUUUUUGAUCAGAAUGAGCGUCCUGAAGUAUAGAUUCAUUUGAACAGUGUGUAUAUCAUUCCUACAAAUUAUACUUAUGAGUUAUUUGUUAACUCUUUGUUAUUAAACAAUAUGUGAUUGAUGAUUAAAAUCUUCCAAAGGGUAGGCACCCUGAUAAAGGACGGUAAAUGGCUACCAUGUAACCAUAAAAAUACUAUCAAGUAUCAAUAAAGGGAAUAUUUUGUAAUUUCCAUAAUUUUUUUA
This is a messenger RNA of Cajanus cajan (pigeon pea), 1568 nucleotides long. Its product is annotated as pectin acetylesterase 8. NCBI's taxonomy places the organism in Eukaryota, Viridiplantae, Streptophyta, Magnoliopsida, Fabales, Fabaceae. Gene Ontology annotation, cellular component: plant-type cell wall. Gene Ontology annotation, molecular function: pectin acetylesterase activity. The record is from RefSeq and is a predicted model, not a curated record. Gene Ontology annotation, biological process: cell wall organization.